Messenger RNA from Chenopodium quinoa (quinoa), 1914 nucleotides. RefSeq names its product protein FAR-RED IMPAIRED RESPONSE 1-like. Lineage: Eukaryota; Viridiplantae; Streptophyta; Magnoliopsida; Caryophyllales; Amaranthaceae. The transcript is spliced from 2 exons. Gene Ontology annotation, biological process: regulation of DNA-templated transcription. The record is from RefSeq and is a predicted model, not a curated record. Gene Ontology annotation, molecular function: zinc ion binding. The coding region runs from base 1 to 1914 and encodes 637 amino acids.
AUGGUUGGUAGCAACGAAAUAGCAGUAGCUGUUGAGGAGCCUGGUGGUUGUGGCAGUGGAGUUAAGUCUCGGGGUAACGUCCAUAUGGAGGAGGGUAUAGAAGACAUAGUUGUUGCAGGUAGUUGUGCAGAUGACAUGACUGUGGUUGGCAGCAACGAAAUAGCUGUAGUUGUUGAGGAGCCUAAGGAAGGGAUGGUUUUCCAGUGUUGGCAACAGGUUGAAGCCUACUACAAGGACUAUGCUGAGCAGACGGGGUUUGGAGUGACAAGGGCUCAAGGUGUAAAUUCUAAGACGGGGGAUCCAAAAAAAAUCAAAGUCACGUGGAAGUGUGAGUGCUGGGGAAAACCCGACAUGAGGGCUAGGAGGGAAGCGAAGAAGAGGGCAAAGGCAAUGAGCCAUGGAGGUUUAGGUGGUUUAGUUGAUGGGGUGGUAUGUGCGGAUGAAUUAAGUGGUAUGAAGAGGACUUCGAAAAAGUGCGAAUGUCAGGCCCGUGUUUAUGCUAAAGUUAACGAAGAUGGCUUGUGGGAGUUGAAGAGCGUGGAACUAAAGCAUAAUCACGCGAUUGAUCCGGCAAAUUAUAAGCUUGUUAAGGAGUACCGCAUGAAGAAAAUGACCUGCAAAGCGAAGAAGACGCUGACAGAUUUGUACGAGCAAGGUGUACCGGUUUCUCAAAUACACGGUUUCAUGGCGACCGAACGGAAGGGUAACAUGGAUCUGACGUUAAAAGAUUUACAACAUGAGGUGUACAAGGCUAGGCGGUUGAAGAUGGUUGGAGGGGACUCGGUGGCAAUGAUGGAGUACUUUGACAAAAUGCAAACCGGGAACCAAACGUUUUUCCAUGCUCAACGUUUGGAUGAAGAAGGGAGGCUUAAGGAUGUGUUGUGGGUGGAUGCAAGAAGUAGGGUAGCUUAUGAGGACUUUGGUGAUGCGGUUUGCUUCGACGCAACAUACCUAACGAAUGAGUACGAGCUCCCGUUUGCGAACUUUGUUGGUGUGAACCACCAUGGGCAAUCGUUGUUGUUGGGAUGUGCUCUUGUUUCGCAUGAAGACUGCGAUAUGUUUGCGUGGAUAUUUCGACAGUGGCUAGCUUGCAUGAACAAUCGAGCUCCUAAAGCCAUAUUGACCAACCAAGCGGCAGCUAUGCGGAGACCCCUUGCUGAAGUCAUGCCAAACACGGUGCAUCGUUGGUGCAUAUGGCAUAUCAUGAGCAAGAUCCAUGAGAAACUUGGCAAGUGUGCACGUUACCAGAAGUUCCUCACCCCCCUGAAAGAGCUGGUAUAUGAGAGCUUUGACCCCGAGGAGUUCCAAACCCGAUGGGCAGAGUUUAUUGCUGAGUAUAAGUUGCAGGACAAUGAAUGGCUACAGAGCCUAUACAAAGACAGUCAUAUGUGGGUUCCUGCGUACAUGAAGGAGUUUUUUUGGGCCGGUAUGAAGACCACACAAAGGGUGGAGAGCAUCAAUCGGUUUUUUGACGGCUAUGUGAACCGCAAAACAAAACUCCAUGAGUUUCCUCAAAAGUAUUGCAUGGCCUUGGAUCAACGCGUUCGAGAUGAACUGAGUGCAGAUGCGCGUUGCUCGAAGUACCUUAGGAGGUUGGUUAGUGGAUUCAAAGUCGAAAAAAUAUUCCAAAAGUUAUACACGGACAACAAGUUUCAAGAAGUUCAAAAGGAGUGUACGAGAAUGAUGUAUUGCAACGUCCGAGAAGAGAAGGUUUUGUCUGAAAAGCUUAUUCAGUAUUCGGUGGUCGAUCGUGUAUGGAUAGUACCCCCCGGUGCGAGUGAGGAUGUCAUUACAAACAGGCGAAGAUCCUACAAUGUUACUUUCUGUCAAAUGACAAAGGAGGUGCAGUGUGACUGUAGGAAGUUUGAGACUAGUGGCAUACUUUGCAAACACUGUAUUACGAUUUUGGAUUAA